This is a messenger RNA of Passer domesticus (house sparrow), 2890 nucleotides long. RefSeq names its product chromosome 4 C4orf33 homolog (gene C4H4orf33). Bases 164 to 757 code for a protein of 197 amino acids. Lineage: Eukaryota; Metazoa; Chordata; Aves; Passeriformes; Passeridae. The record is from RefSeq and is a predicted model, not a curated record. The transcript is spliced from 6 exons.
GGACUUCAGGGGAAAUUUCUUUAUACAAAGGGUGAUUCGGCUUUGGAACGAGCUGCCCGCCGUCCCUGGAGGUGUUUAAGGAAAGGGUGAUCUGCAAUGACUGCAAACGAAACUAGCUAGUUGCUUCAUUUUCUCAUGUCUCAAACAUUAAAAGUGCCUGAAGAUGGAAUUUCGAAUUGAACACACCUGGGAUGGUUUGCCUGUAAGCCACGAGCCUGUUGCAAUUGGGCUGAGGCCGAAUAAUGCAGGACUGCUGAUGGAAGUUCGAGCUCCUUUCUUCAAUGACCCUCCAGCACCUCCCGGAGAGCCAGGGAAACCUUUUGGUGGGCUGUGGGACUAUGAGGUUGUAGAAGCAUUCUUUCUGAGUGACAGAACUGAGCAGUAUUUGGAAGUUGAGCUUUGUCCCCAUGGGCAGUACUUACUGCUGCUGCUUUCUGGCAGAAGAAGAGCAUGGAAAGAAGAGCUUCCUUUGGAAUUUGAGGUGACCAGAAGGAAAACCAAAUGGGAGGGUAAAGCUCUUCUUCCUUGGAGUUAUUUUCCACCAUGUACUGGCAAGUUCAAUGCCUUUGCAAUUCAUGGCUCGGGAGACGAGAGAAAAUAUGAAGCACUUUAUCCUGUGCCUCCACACCAGCUGCAGGAAGGACAGGAACCAGAUUUUCAUCGUUUGGAAUUUUUCAAAGACUUGAAUCUGAAAGAACUAACAGGAGAAGACUGGAAGCAGCCUGAAUCAGAUAUAUGGAAAUCUCUCACCAAGUGAAUGGAUUGAGACAUAAAUUUUUAUAAUGUUGAAGUUGGCUGGAGCUGUGUGGAAACAACUUCCUCAUUCUGAGCAGAGGUUGUAGAUAACAGAUUAGCAAGGCUUUCCUUGGCACCAAAAUUAUGUAUCAGUCUGAAAGUCAACUGCAAAGCACGUGGAUCUGUUGAUUCUAAAUGUAUGAAUGGCUUGGAGUUUUUCAUCUGUGCAACAGAUGAAUUUUCUCCUAUCAGUGAAGGAAGAAUGUGCUGAAAUUGCAGCUGUGCUUUUGUGAGAGCUCUGAAGUGUGACAAGGCCAAUACCUGGAUUGAAUCUUUUGGUUUCCUAUAGUUGCUGCAUUUCUGCUGUGUUUUCACUGCUGCUCAUUUGUUUGUUGACUGCUGAAGGAGAUCCUUAUGUGCCUAGAUUUUUUGCUUACAAUCAGGAGGAAGAAUGUAUCAUGGAUUUUGGAGGCUCAGUACUUGCCCUGCCAGAAGCAUAACGCUGCCCUUUCCUGUAUGUUCCUGUGCCUGAAGUUUUCCCUUGCUAAAUGCCAAAGGGGGAACUUAUUCUGUCUCACAGACCUCUCUGUGGAGUUCCUAAUGGUGUUUAGGUGCAGAGGAUAGAUUUACAAAAGGUUUUCUCUAUUUCAGGUGAAGUUUCUGGGACAAAUAAUGCUUAGUAAAAUCUUUUGAUGUAGUUAUGUGUGUGCAAAAGCGGGUUUUUUUUCCCUAAGACUUGUCACAUCACUUUAAGAAUUCAUCUCAGAUGUCUGAGAAUUUUUUCUGCAUGCCACUGAGGGCUGGAGAUACUCCAGGUGUAUAUUUUCUGUGUAUGGGCAUGAGUAAUUUUAACAAUAGUGAACAUUGUUAGGUGGCAACAUCUAAUCUGUAAACCCUCACAAGAUUUACAAAUCAUAUGUUCCUUUUUUUUGUCUAGCAUAGCAGUUGCUGCUUGACUGUGGCUGCUGAUUUAAUCUUAUAUAAGUUAUCUUAAAAAAUGUGAAGCUUGCUCAGUAUGCAGUAAUAAACACAUUCUGAUGGUCCUAUUUUCUUUGCUGUCUUUCAGCUUCAUUCUAGCUGUAAGUUCUGCCUGAGAAGCAAAGAAGGUGGGAAUAUCCCACCUUUGUGAAGAGCAUCUCAGUCUGGUUAAUAUCUGAGAUAGCAUGUUAGUUCACAGUUUUUGUUAAGCUUUAGAUUCCCUCUUUGUACUUCCAGUUUUAUAGAACUGUGCUUUCAAAUUUGAAGAUACUAUUUUUUUUUUCCCCCUGUGGCAGACUUUGGCAUGUCAGUGCACUCAGCUAUCCAAUUGCUUUUGCUCUGUUUCAAUUAGACAAUAUAGGUUCCUUGCUGUAAAGUGCCAUCUGUUGAAAAUUGUAAGUAUUGUACCGCCAGUUGUUUGGCUUCUUUUCUACCUUCUAUCUAUGUACAGUUUUCUAAAGAAUUACAUCAGUCUGAAAUACUGAAUACCUCAAUAAAUGCUGAUUAAAGUAUCAUCUAGACAUUGACAUCUCAAAGCUUCUUAAAAAAAUUUUAGUCAAAACCAAAAUGCUAUUGUGCAAAACUUUUAGACUUUAUUUAAAAAAGUUUGUCAAAAAACUAUGUGCAAAGAUUAAAAAUAGGUGUACUGCUUUUCUCACAAAGGUUGUUUUCAUCUGAGGAAUGAUACUUUGUAUGUAAAGACAGUAAAUAAAAAUUUUUAUUUAUCUCUUGUUUAUUCCUACUUCAAACUGACUGAUUUGGAUUUGACUUUGGAUGUAAAUGAUGAACUUGGAGGGAAAUAGAUUAUUUUUCCCAAAUAAGUAAUUUAAAUUGAAACCAUUGUCUAGGUGCUCCAGGAAAUUGAAAUUAUUUUUGCACUCCCAAAGACCUUGUUCUUUUUGCUUCUUGCCACUAGGUGGGAGAAGAAGGUUGUCUAAACUGUGCCUUGGUGCUGCCAGCCUGUUAUCCUUAACCAGAUCCAUUCCUUCGUGCUGUAUCAUUGAUUUUAGAAAAGGAUAUUUCAGUCAAGCUGAUGGUGGCUUAUUUUGGUUUAUUUGAGACAUCUUUGUCGUAAGAAACAGCUGUCAUGCUGGGCAGUUGCAGUUCUAAUGUUUGCUUUCCUGGAAGGCUAUUUUCAGAAAUAAUUUUUGAAAUAAAACCAACAGAAGAUAAAUUC